CACGGACACGCUCACCAUUAAAGAAGAUGGAGUAAGAUCAAUAGAUCAGCCAAGAGCUUUAUUCCCUUGGGAAACUCGCUCACUUCGAAGAAGACGAAUUUUGCAAGUCAUAAUUGGUGUUCUUGGUGUUGCGAUCAUUGUGUCCAUUAUAUUGGCAUUUAAACUUAUUAACACUGAAAGUAAGUAUUUUACUUAGGAACUGCCAGAUUUAAGCCAAAAGAAUGGACAAUCGACUUUAAAAAUGCUGCCAAUGAGUUCGUUCUUACUGCCCAUAUUGGUAUGAACCUUCGCAAUACAGCUCUUCAGGAACGACAUACAAAGACUAAAUCGAAAGUCAAAUAUGUCAACAGUAAUGGUAUAAUUUUGACCUUAACACAAGAAACGAAGAACAUUUUUUCAGUAAAUUGGACCACUAUUUCAAAACAUCCCAUCAAGUUUAUUGAUUGCUUUGAGCUAUCAAAUGCACAUUGGUAUGGUGGAGGUGAAUUAUCAAAUCAACCAUGGCCCUUAGAAAAUGUUGAAGUACAUAUGGCACCAUACAUACCAUCAAGUAUGACAACCAGUCAUAGUCUUGGCACAAGCAUGCAAAGUUUUGGAAAUUUGUUGGAAAGGUAUUGGUUGUGUUCUAAAGGUGUAGCAAUUUUUGUGGAUAGCUCAGUGCCACUUCAUGUCAGUUUGAAUGAGACAGGAAACGGAAAGCUGUGUAUUAAAUCUGAUAAGAAAGACUACCCUCCCAAAGCAGUUUCCUAUCUUGGCUACAGAGUUUUAUCAGGCCAUGACGCAAGAGAACUACAAUACAUGGCUGUUAAAGAAUUUUUAGGAAAGGCACAUACUUUUCCAAAUAAAGACCUUAUCACAAAAGCAUCAUGGAUUAUCAAGCAUAAUGUUUCAGACAGGAAAAUUAAAGAAAUACGUGAAAACAUGUUGCAAUUUAAAUACAAUUGUUCAUAUGUUCUCAUCAAAAGACAGAAACACAAUGCACUUCCUUUACCAUAUAGCUCUAUACACAAGGAUGAAUUUAUUAAUUUAAAAAGAAUAGGAUGCAAAAUUGGAGCAGAUGUUCACCCAUACAUUAAAGUAAGUACAACAGAAUUCUUAGAGUUGGCUAACAAGGAUUACUUCAUAAAGGACUGCAAAAGAAAGGUUCCUGGCCUCAUUAUGUGGAAAAAUUCAUUAGCAGCCGUCCUUGACUUAACUCAUGUGUCUGGCAAAAAUUGGCUGAAAAACAAAUUGGCAAACCUGGGAUAUGAUUUAUUUCAAUUUCAUGGUGUUGAUGCCCUAAAUCUCCCAUUAUGUUGCCAGUUUAUGAAUGGAAGCAUCAAUCCUGGUAAUUUCUUAAAUGAAUAUGCCAAAUUUGCAGCUAAUAUGAAUGGCUCAAUUGUUAGUGUUGGAUAUAGAAGUCAAGCUUUGCCAAUUUUUAUACAAAUAAAUCGGAAAGAGAACACUUGGGAUGGAUUGAGGUCAUUGAUUCCAACUAUUUUAACCUAUGGCAUUAUGGGUUAUCCAUACAUCAUGCCACCACCUGUUGGAGGUAACCAUGGCAACACUGACGAAGAACUUUAUGUACGAUGGAUGCAGUUGAAUGUGUUUCUUCCAGCAAUGCAAUUUCGUGCAGAAAUGGCACCAUGGACAUUUGAAUUGAAAGAAAUCUUUGCACAUUUGUUCAAGCUUAGAAAUCACUUAAUUCCUGUUUUAUUAGAGGCAUUUUCAAAUGUCACCAGAUCAGGUGCACCAAUUAUUCGUCCAUUAUGGUGGGUUGCACCCAAAGAUCCCAGAGCACUAGAGCACUCAUCUCAGUUUAUGUUAGGAGAUACCUACUUAGUUGCACCAGUGCUUGUGCAUGGAGCUACAAAGAAAAUGGUUUAUUUACCAGUUGGCCAUUGGAAGGAAGAAUUUGAUGAAAGGAAUGUGAUUGAUGUUAAAAAUACUGGACUAUGGAAAGAGUAUCCUGUGAGUUUGAAAACUGUUCUUUACUUUAAGUGUCUUGCCUUAUACAGCUAAGUGAAGUGCAUAUCAGAUAUAGUUUGAGUAGUAGUGCCAGCAAACAGUGUGCUAGGAGUAUAUGAAUGACCUUAAAGUGUUACCUGGCUAAGUAGAAUUGCUGUCUUUUUAGACAUCAAAGAAUUGUAACACAAUGUUGUAUUGAGUUAAUUUGUCAUUCUUGUUGUGCAUAUUCAGAUCCGUCUCUUCCAUUGUAAGUAAUGUUUUGGUACCACCAGACUUGUGAUCAAACUCAUAUUACAUGUGACAUGUUUUCAUGGUAAAUUAGUAAUUAGAAUUGCAAUUCCAAAUAUGAUGAGUAUUGAACUUAUUUUCUGCAUACUUUUGAACUUAUCAAUUGGAAGAUUUCACUUAUAUAAAUAGUCGUAACUGUUUCACAUUACACUAUAUUGAUAAGGUA
This is a messenger RNA of Xenia sp. Carnegie-2017, 2401 nucleotides long. RefSeq names its product myogenesis-regulating glycosidase-like. The record is from RefSeq and is a predicted model, not a curated record. The transcript has a single exon. The coding region runs from base 280 to 2001 and encodes 573 amino acids. Gene Ontology annotation, biological process: carbohydrate metabolic process. Gene Ontology annotation, molecular function: hydrolase activity, hydrolyzing O-glycosyl compounds. NCBI's taxonomy places the organism in Eukaryota, Metazoa, Cnidaria, Anthozoa, Malacalcyonacea, Xeniidae.